AUGGUAGGAGAAGUCCCUUUCACGUCGAACCAUUCCAAUACAUGGCUUUUGUCUAGUAACUUGAACUCAUCGACGGUCGAUGCCGGGAUGCCGGAACAGAAGGCGUACUCGAAGCCUGGACAUAUUCCCAGCCUCUCCGGCGGUUAUACAUGGGCGGACAAUACGAACAAAUGCUUCUAUCAGUUUGGCGGAGAAUACGCCGCCGGUGCUAGUCCUAUGGACUUCGGUAUUUGGACCUACGAUGUCCUGCUCAAUCAAUGGAACACUACCGAGACGACUGGCGACAAGGAGCUACAACGAGUAUCGUUUGGAGCCGGGACGCAAGUCGAAAGCCGCGGAUUAGGAUUCUAUUUCGGCGGAUGGCUAAGCAACAGAACAGCGCCCGGUUGGAAUGGGCCUCCCAUGGCCACCAACGGGCUGAUUCAAUUCGACAUGUCUACAGGUGACCUACAGAAUAUAACCGGACCAGAUGAUAUUGGGAGAGCCGAAGGACAACUUUUGUUCCUACCCGUUUCAGACAGCGGUGUGCUUAUCUAUUUCGGUGGUAUCGAAGACUCGUAUCAUAACGGCAGCUUUGAUGCAGGGCUAGAGGUCGUUGAUACGAAAGAGGAUCAACGGAGUCCCAAGGUUUUUGCCCGUGCUAUCUAG
This is a messenger RNA of Alternaria postmessia, 648 nucleotides long. RefSeq lists its product as uncharacterized. The transcript is spliced from 3 exons. The coding region runs from base 1 to 648 and encodes 215 amino acids. The record is from RefSeq and is a predicted model, not a curated record. Gene Ontology annotation, molecular function: protein binding. NCBI's taxonomy places the organism in Eukaryota, Fungi, Ascomycota, Dothideomycetes, Pleosporales, Pleosporaceae.